CUGCAAAAGUUUGAGGUUGCUGACAGUGAGUGGGAAAUUGCCGGUCAACUUCAUGACGUCUUGAAGGAUGCUACCCUCUUCUUCUCUCGAUCAACUCCUAAUCUUGCAACCGUUAUACCCGCAAUGGAUUUAAUCGACACCCGGAUGACCAAGUAUUCUCACGACACGAAAUAUUCUCCAUCAAUUCGCGCGGCAGUUCAACUCGCAAAGAAGACCUUGGACCGAUACUAUGAGCUGACCGAUACAUCAGAGGUCUACAGGAUUGCCAUGAUCCUGCACCCUCGUCAUAAACUGACUUAUUUCAAGUCCGCCGGUUGGGAGCAAGAUUGGAUCAACACCGCAGAAACCCUGGUUCAUGACAAGUUUGAG
Suillus discolor is the source of this 369-nucleotide messenger RNA. RefSeq lists its product as uncharacterized. The annotation marks the transcript as partial. Lineage: Eukaryota; Fungi; Basidiomycota; Agaricomycetes; Boletales; Suillaceae. The transcript is spliced from 3 exons. The record is from RefSeq and is a predicted model, not a curated record.